AUGCUUGUCCUUCUCCUCUCUCUGUUACUGACCGCCUGCCUUCGGGCCACCGCACAAGGGCUUGUCGUUGGCAGGCUGAUCUUGGACGAUAUCAUUUCGACUUGCACGGCUAGCCAACAGGCAGACAUCUCUUUGGCGGCCGAGGAGGCUCACAAACUCACGGAUGCCGCUCAGAACUUUGCUGGCGACGAUCCCUCCUUUACCGCAUACUUUGGCGCUGGGUACUCCGGUCCUGUCUUCGGAAAGCGGUUCGGGCUCGUCUCUUCCAAUCUCCAACGAGCGGGUUCCGUCCUACAGGUUGGCAGUAGCGAGGCGCCUGUCGCGAGGGUGAGGUGCGGCUCAGCGACAGAAUGCCCGGACUCCAGCAUGAUGAGGACCUCGAACAAUGCCGAUGGAAGUGGUACCAUCGUCGUGUGCCCCUUUGCAUUCUUGAAAGGCAACCGCACGCCAAACCUCAGGCACAUUGCUGAACUCGUCCAGUCGGGAACCACAUCGACAGAUUUGGAGGACUUUCGUUCUUGGGAAUAUAUCCUGCUGCACGAAAUCAUGCAUCUCGACAAUGUCGGGUACACCACACCCUACGACACGACUCAAGUUAGUUCGUUCCGCUCGACAACUAACAGCGUGAACCACAGUACGUUGAACGUCUCAAGCGCAGAGCAUGACGACCAGCUAAUCCACGCAGUUGGCGAUGCUCGAGCUUUUCUCGCCGGUCGGGUGCCGGAUCCUGGCUUCAAUGACAAGUUCACGUCGCUCUAUGGACCGACAUUCGUCAAACAGUACGCAAAACAGAACUCCCCUCCUGUCUCCAAGAAACCACCUACACUAGCGCUUGUCAACGCGGACACGUAUGCACUUUUCGCCGCGUCGCGGUUCUUCUCUCAACAGUUUCGUGGGACAAUCACUCGGCGGCAAGUUGACGGGGAUAAUGCGGAUGCCGAUCCUGGCGACCUUGUUGACCUGGGUACUGGCCAGGACCUAGGCGAUCCGGAAGAAGCCUGCAGCGCAAUCUCCCAACCACUGACCGAGGACUGCCAGCAGAUCCAACAAGCAAUGGUGGUGUCCGAUAACAGCCAGGUCAACUAUGGCUCCGCUUGCUACACCAACGGGAACCGCAAAUGGUGUGACGUGUACACCUUUGAGUCCUGUCAAGUUUCCGUGGGCUGGGACACAACAGUGUCGGGCGACAGCGGACCUACUCUUUUCAACAAUUUCCUCGCUGAAGAUUUGGAAGGCGCGGCACUCGGGCCAUCCCUCUGUUCUCCGUUCUUCAAGGACAAUCCCAAAGUGUGCGCGAUACAGCGUGCGCCGGUUAGCACCUGCACGACACCGUACACUUUCUGCGUGAAACGUGUCGGACAGGAUUGUAGACCAGGCGUCAACCCUGAUGUUGUUAUCGCUGGACCGGGUUCACCGCCGCCGAACAAUCUAAUAAACGUGCUAGCUGUUUCGCCUUCAGCAGGUGACGCAUCGAGUGCGAGAUUAACACUCCACUCACCCGAUGCUCACACGAUGACGCUCCACCUGGGCAUGUCGCACGCCCACCACCGAAGCCCUCAACAGCAGCAGCAGAUCAAAGAGGCCAAAAGAGAGCUGAGAGACAGACUGCGCAACGACUGGGACUACCCGCCCUUGCCCGCAUUCCAGACACCCGUACGAAGACGUGAGGUCGCGGGAGAGGAUGAGGACCGAGUUGCCGGCUUCAAGUUCCAUACACCUGCGCACUACCAAACUGGUGUCGCGGCGAAGCCUGGUGAGGCACCGUACCUGUACUUUGAGCCGGUGGAAUGGCGGGAGCGGGAAUACAGCAGCGAGGAGUCCUCGGACAACGAGAGCGUAGCCACGGCCAGCACCGGAGGAAGCGGAGGAAGUAAGAAGAGCAAUUACCGGUUUGAGGGGCCAGACAGCGUAGGCUCGCAGAUUCAGAAUCGUAAGGAUGCCAGGAAACGGAAACGACAGAAAGCCCUGGAUGAAGAGGUGAAGUGGAACGACGGGCUGGCGCAUUGGAUUACAAGACGGGACGCAUGGUGUGCCGCGCAUACAUCCCAGCAGGUGCAGAUACUGGAAAGCAAGAAGAACGAACAGAUCGUAGCGGUAUCAGCAUUAGAAUCUGCCUCCGCUUCUCCAAAUACAACACCGCGAACCUCGACGUCCAGCACUUCAAGCACCUCAGCCGUCAUCUCGAGCCCAUCAACUACACCGGAGCUUCCCCAACAAACCAUCAUCAACACUCGCCCUCCAGCCCCACCUUCAGAGAUCCUCGUCCCUUUGGCACCAACACUCUUUCCCAACCACCCCAUCCGCAAGCGAAUAAAAGCAGAAGUCUUCCCGGAGAUAUACGGCAAGAUCAUACUGCAGUCCCGCACACCGUCUGUGCCGAUAAAUCUAGCCGUGCUGAUGAAAGCUCUGAUCCAAGGUUGGAAAGACGAUGGCGAGUGGCCGCCAAAGCAAGGGCCGGUGGAGAAGAGUAUCGGGCGGAAGAAGAGUAGUGGGCAUGAGUCGAGUCUGAAGAGUGGCGUAAAGGCGAUGGGGAGGGUUUUAAGGAUUACCGGUGGUGAGAGCAGCGUUGGUGGCGGCAAGGAGAAGGGGUGA
Messenger RNA from Saxophila tyrrhenica, 2592 nucleotides. RefSeq lists its product as uncharacterized. The transcript has 4 exons. The record is from RefSeq and is a predicted model, not a curated record. Gene Ontology annotation, molecular function: metallopeptidase activity. The coding region runs from base 1 to 2592 and encodes 863 amino acids. NCBI's taxonomy places the organism in Eukaryota, Fungi, Ascomycota, Dothideomycetes, Mycosphaerellales, Extremaceae.